AUGGCUUCCGAAGCUCCUACUGGCGAGCUCUCUGCUGCUCAGAAGCUUAUGCAGAAGCAUGCUGAGGCUCCUCACCAUGUAACUGUCGAGGAUGCUCCUGAUGAGGAUCUCCCCAUCCAUACUCCUGCUGAGGCCUCUAGCUCCGCCGAAGCUCCCGCUCCCAAGCCCGCUCCUAAGCCUGCUUCCAAGACUCUCGACACUCAGUCGCAUGAGCUGUUCCCUGAGCUUGGUGCUCCCAAGGGCAAGGCCGCCAAUGUUGCACCCAUCUGGGGAGCUAAGACAGCCAACGGCGCCGCUUCCAACGGUGGCUCUCGUUCGUCUACUCCCGCCUCUGGAGCUGCCACUCCCAACAAGCCUAUGGUCAUCCCCGGUCGCAAUGUCGAGACGGUCACUUUGGACCCUCAGUACAUCAUGCCUCGUGGUCAGCUGAAGAGACCUAUCCCCGACAUCAUCAAGGAUAUCAACCGCAAGUCUCGUGCCAAUGUCACCAUGGCUACCUCUACCAACGGUCGCUACAAGUUUGAUGCUACUGGUCCUCAGGAUGUCGCUCAACAGGCGCUCAAGGAUCUUGUUGCUCAGAUCGGUACUCGAACUGCCAUCAAAGUUCCCAUUCCCCAGUCGACUCGUGCUCACAUCAUUGGCAAGGGUGGUUCCAUGAUCAAGGCCCUUCAGGAGAAGACUGGUGCCAAGAUUCAGCUCCCCAAGGUCGACGAAAACAACCCCAUCGAUGAGGAGGAUGACGAUGCUACCAUUGAUGUCACCAUUGAGGGUAAUGCCCUUUCUGCUGCUUCCGCUCGUGAUGAGAUUCUCAAGAUUGCCGGCGAGCGAUCUGCCAAUGUCCAGACUAAGGUUCGAGGCAUUCCUACUGCUUUCUUCCCAUUCAUUGCUGGCCGAGAGAACGCCCUGGCUCAAGCCCUCGAAGAGGCCAACGGUGUUCAGAUCCGAGUUCCUCCCAUGCAGGCUUACUUCUCCGGCCAGAACCCUGUCACCGCUGUUCCCGACCAGUCUCCUGUUUUUGCCCCUGCUGGCAACGAAGACAACCACGUUCAGCUUGCUGGUGACCGUGCCGCCGUCCAGAAGGUGCGCGCUGAGAUCGAGCGUCAGGUCGCCGAGCUUCACAAGCAACUUGCUGCUGAGCAACUGGCCAUCCAGCGUGGUCGUCACCAGUUCAUCAUUGGUGACCGAGGUGUUGCAGUAGAUGAUUUCUUCCAACAAACUGGCUGUACCAUCCUGCUGCCUAACGAUAACGACGACGACGAUACCGUUACCGUUAUUGGACCUGCCGAUCAGGUUAACGUCGGUCUGGAGAAGGCUAUGGAUUUGGCUAUGGGUAUGCAGAUGUCUAACCUAGACAUUGCCCGAUUCCACCGCAACGCUCCUGGUGGUGCUGCCGUCCAUGCUGGCAAUGUCACAAGAUACCUCCGCCAGCGCAAGGAGAUUGAACGUCUCGAGAAGCUCUACCAAACCCACAUCAACACCCCUUUCUCUGAGGGUGGUGCUCUUCCCUGGGAGCUUUACUCUCGCGAGGGUAAGAACGCUAUUCGUGCUCAGUCUGAGAUUACUGGUAUUAUCAACGCUCAGCCUCCAUCUCGUAUGGCUUCCAUCCCGGUUGAUCCCUUCUUCCACCAGCACCUUCGCAACAACAUUACUCGCCAGGUCAAGAACGACUAUGGUGUUCAGGUUGUUGUGCCCGAGGCCUCGGAGAGCAAUGUUCCUGUCCUCCUUGUUUUCGAGGGUCCUGACCCUGCUGAUGGUCCUUACCAGCUGCCUCGCACCAAGCCGUCAGAUGCUGAAGUCCGAGCUUUCAAGCAGGGACUUGAAGAUGCCCAGAAGCACAUUCUCGACUUGAUCAAGAAGCAGGAGGACAUUACCAGCGCCACUCUCGAUGUUCCGGCCAAGUACCAUGAGAGACUUCGCCGAUUCAUCAAGAAGGAGCAGGAGAGCCGAAAGGCUGACCAGAUCCCCGUCCGUGUUACCAAGGUCGGAACAAACAUCACUCUUCGCGGUCCCACUUCCGCCGUGGAGUCUCUUGCCGCUAAGGCCAAUGCUUUCGUUGAGCAAGAGAAGGAAGAUGAGAAGGAGCGUGGAUUCACUCUCUCCUUUGACUUCCCCCAGAAGUACGCCAACCACCUGAUUGGCAAGGGUGGUAGCAACAUCCGUGAGCUUCGAGACCGCUUCGAUGUCGAGAUCCAGGUUCAGGAUGGCAAGGUGGAGUUGAAGGGUCCCAAGGCCAAGGCUGAGACUGCCCGCUCCCACAUUCAGAGUCUUGCCCGCACACUGGCAGAUGAGACCACCCACACUUUGAAGAUUGACCCCAAGUACCACAGGGAAUUGAUCGGCGCCCAAGGAAGCCAGAUCAACCGCCUGCAAACCCGCUACAAGGUCCACAUCUUCUUCCCUCGAUCUGCAAAGGCCGCGGAUGAGGAGCAGUCUAAUCUUGAUGCUGAAGAGGGUGCUAAGCCUCGACGACAACAGCCCGCUGACGAGGUCAUCAUCCGAGGUCCCAAGAAGGGAGCUGAUGAGGCUCGGGAUGAGAUUUACUCUCUCCACAAGUACCUGGAGGAGCACGGAGCCACUGCUACUGUUCCUGUUCAGCAGAAGCAGGUCGGAUCUCUGAUUGGCCAGGGUGGUGCUGCUCUCGACGAGCUUCGCCAGCUUACUGGAGCUAGAAUCGACGUGCCCCAAGAUCGGGACACUGACAUUGUCGAGAUCCAGAUCAAGGGUACUGCUUCGCAGGUUGCCAAGGCCAAGAAGGUUCUCGAGGAGAAGCGAGCUGUGUUUGACGACACUGUUGUUCGUACUCUCGACGUCGACAAGAAGUACCACAAGGCUCUCAUUGGUGCUGGUGGUUCCAACCUCCGUGACAUUGUUGUCAAGGCUGGUGGCUCUGACGACCGACGAGAGCUUGCCCGCACCAUUCAGUUCCCCAAGCAGGAGGCUGAUGGCAACACUAUCAAGAUUGAGGGCCGUACUGAUGUUGUCGACAAGAUUGUCCAGCGUAUUCAGGAGAUCGUUAGUGAGCGUGAGAACCAGGUCACAGAGGUGGUUGAUGUUCCUAUCGAGAACCACCGCUCACUCAUUGGCCGUGGCGGUGACACCAAGCGCCAGCUUGAGUCCAAGUUUACCGUGUCGAUCGAUGUUCCUCGCCAAGGUGAUGGCAAGACUGGUGUCAAGCUGACUGGCCGACCCGAGAAUGUGGCUAAGGCAAAGGAGCACAUUCAAGGACUUGUUCAGUCACAGCAAGGCGAGACCAUCCAGGUUCCUCGCAACCUUCACCACUCCAUUUCCAACGGUGGUCAGUUCUUCCGUCAACUCCGUAACAACUACUCAGUGACUGUUGACCACGCCGGCCAACCUCUUCCUGCUAAGCCUGACUCUUCUACCCGUUCCAAUGUCGGAGCUCUGCCUCUGAUCACUGACGACGACGAUGCCAACUCUGAGGCUCACUCGUGGAAGGUUGUCCAGAUUGAUGCUGGUGAUGAUGGCGAUUUCCCUUGGGUUCUUCGCGGUUCUCCUGAGAACGUUGGAAAGGCCAAGGAUGCUAUCGCCAAGGCUGUCGAGCAGGCGAAGAACAACGACGCUACCGGCUACCUUGUCCUCCCCGACCCUCGCACUUACCGACAUGUCAUCGGUCCCAACGGCUCCAAGGUCAACGCCAUCCGCAAGGAGAGCAACUGCAAGAUCCAGGUCCCCCGCGACCAGGCCAAGGAUGAAGCCAUUGAGAUCAUUGGAACCAAGGAAGGAGUUGAGAUGGCCAAGGACCUUAUCCUUGAAGCUGUUCGGGAAGGCAGCAGCAAGACCCGGGAUUAA
Messenger RNA from Fusarium coffeatum, 3810 nucleotides. RefSeq lists its product as uncharacterized. Gene Ontology annotation, cellular component: cytoplasm; nucleus. The coding region runs from base 1 to 3810 and encodes 1269 amino acids. The record is from RefSeq and is a predicted model, not a curated record. Gene Ontology annotation, biological process: nuclear division. The transcript has 3 exons. Lineage: Eukaryota; Fungi; Ascomycota; Sordariomycetes; Hypocreales; Nectriaceae. Gene Ontology annotation, molecular function: mRNA binding.